This is a messenger RNA of Xiphias gladius (swordfish), 2095 nucleotides long. RefSeq names its product alkaline ceramidase 2 (gene acer2). The coding region runs from base 284 to 1117 and encodes 277 amino acids. The record is from RefSeq and is a predicted model, not a curated record. Gene Ontology annotation, molecular function: hydrolase activity, acting on carbon-nitrogen (but not peptide) bonds, in linear amides. Gene Ontology annotation, cellular component: membrane. The transcript has 6 exons. NCBI's taxonomy places the organism in Eukaryota, Metazoa, Chordata, Actinopteri, Istiophoriformes, Xiphiidae. Gene Ontology annotation, biological process: ceramide metabolic process.
GGCUACGGACGGAGCAGCUGUCAGUGCGCAGAGCGGAGCGUCACGACAGGCAGGAGACUUUGUGGAAGGACGGCGACUUAAGAUGCAGCUCAGGGACAAUUCCUGCAGUAUAUCACGUCGUCUCGCAUACAAGACGUGUCGGUUCGUAGACAUUAUCAUUUAGCGUGUGGUCAACGAGCCAAGAGAGACACACAGAGAGAGAGAGAUUUUCUUGGGUGAUUUUUUUUUUUUUCUGCAAAGCGGACGGCGGAGACACAACGGUCCGUCCGAUACAAGUCCAGACAUGAGUAACGUUAAUCUGAUUUUUUGGGACCAGUUGCAAGCGGGCAGCUCCGAGGUGGACUGGUGCGAAGGAAACUACCUUAUUUACCCCAGCAUCGCUGAAUUUUACAACACGAUCAGCAACAUUUUGUUUUUUGUUUUGCCCCCAAUAUUAAUGUGCUUGUUUCGCCAAUAUGCAACACAUUUCAACAGUGGGAUUUACCUGAUAUGGAUUCUACUUGUUGUGGUCGGUAUUGGAUCGACAUAUUUUCACGCCACCCUCAGCUUCCUUGGUCAAAUGCUUGAUGAAUUGGCCAUCUUAUGGGUGCUCAUGUGUGCCAUUGCCAUGUGGUUCCCUAAGAGAUACCUACCCCGGAUGUUUAGGAGGGAUCGGUCAAGGUUCAAAGUGGUCAUAGGGAUCUUGUCAGGAAUCACCACAGGGUUGGCCUUUGUUAAACCCGUCGUCAAUUCACUGUCACUCAUGACUCUGGGCAUCCCCUGCACUGCACUGCUCAUUACUGAGCUUAAAAGGUGUGAAAACCCACGUGUGUUCAAGCUGGGCUUGAUCUCAGGGAUCUGGUGGGCGCUGGCUCUGCUUUGCUGGAUCAGUGACAGGAUAUUCUGUGAAAUGUGGUCAUCUGUCAACUUUCCCUACUUACACUGUGCUUGGCACAUCCUCAUUUGUCUGGCUUCUUACUUGGGUUGCGUUUGCUUCGCCUACUUUGACGUUGCGACCGAGGCCCCCGAGCGAGGACCCGUCAUCAUGUUCUGGCCCAAUGAGAAAUGGGCCUUUAUUGGUGUGCCGUACGUCUCCUUGCUCUGUGUCCACAAGAAGUCUACUAUCAAGGUGACUUAAAGUGACCUGAGUCUGCUGCUCAGCUGGUUGGGCUUCCACACUUCUCACCAGGUUGGUUUCAAACAACAUGGCAGCAAGAUACACCACCAAGUCUGUGAGUCGGGUGACGUCCACUGGUUCUCAAGUGACUGGAUGAUGUAGGUGACGCACAUUUUGGCCAACUGCAAGGAUUUAUCUUUUCCUUGUUCUUUCCCUGGUCUGGUCUUCAUUAUACAGCACUGUUUAAGCAACUCUGUCAAAGAACAAAAGGUGUCACAAAAUGAGUCUGAUAUGACACAGAGGGAUUUGUUUUUCAGUAACACAAUAUCAAAGCCAAGAAACCUUUACAGUGUUCCAAAUGCAUUCUCAGGCUUGGUAUGAGAGAUUGUGUAAUCUCUGUAAGGGUGAAAGUAUAGUAUCAUGCAUUUCAGGCUUCUCUAAAGAGAAGAUUUUGUAUAUUUUAUAUUAACUCAGAAAACCUCAUUAUAAAGCAUUAUAUUGCCUUUAUAAACAUAGAUAUAGCAUCUCAUAGGUGCAGUUUGGCCAUUAUGAAACCAUGUUUAGAAACAAUAAAGCACUGGAUUCAUUAACUGUGAUUAAUGCAUAAUGCAUUAAAACUCAAGGAAACGACAGGCUGGUUAAUAAGAUGUUACAGAAGUGUUAUUCACACAAAGCCUUAUGUAUUUUAAAUACAUAAUGGAUCCAUUAUGUGGAUUUUAUACAUGCCCUUUGUGUCAACAGCCAUUUUAAUGAAAAAAACUCAGAAUACACAGGAGGCUUCUUUCUAUUUUGGGUGUGCUGUGUUUUUGUUCCAGCAUGCCACAGUGAUUGUUCAAGAUAGUAUAUGAUAAAAUGUUUAAUAUAUUCCUGUAUAUAUUUUGUUAACCAACAAUGUAAUAUGCAGUUAUUUUCCUAGGAAAAGCAUAUCAUUGAUAUAUUACUGAAUGAAUAGGUACCCACUGAUAUUGGCAAAAAUCCAAAGUAAAAAAAAAAAAAAAA